Molecule: messenger RNA, 357 nt
Organism: Menidia menidia (Atlantic silverside)
Lineage: Eukaryota; Metazoa; Chordata; Actinopteri; Atheriniformes; Atherinopsidae
Source: the annotation of a GenBank genome assembly
AUGUCGUGUUUCAGAGGGGAUCCAAACUUCUGCCCGGAGUGUGGGAACGUCCUCCCGCUGCCCGGGGUUUCGGACACGGUCCGGUGCCCCCGGUGCUCCUUCCGCAUCCCGGUGACAGAGUUUUCUGGCCAGGAGGUCCGGUCAGUGGUUGUUUUUAACCCCGCGGAGGAGUCCCAGGUGUCCCUCCGGGAUGAGGAGGGCUCGGAGCUGAAGGGGCCCGUGAUCGACCGGCGCUGCUCCCGCUGUAACAAAGAGGGGAUGAUCUACCACACCAGGCAGAUGCGAUCCGCCGACGAGGGCCAGACCGUCUUCUUCACCUGCACGCACUGCAGGUUCCAGGAGAAAGAAGACUCCUGA